AUGAGCAAAUUCGACACCAACCCAUUCGAUGAGGGAGGCGAGAGCAGCAGCAACGCUGCUCCUGUUCCGAAGUCGGGACUCGGUUCUUUUUUUGACAAAGCUGGAGCGGCCGUGUCAUCUAUGGCGGCGUCGUUUGACAGCGUCGCGUUGACGCCUAAGGACAUUGUGGAGAAAGAGACGCAGCUUGCUGCGAGAGAACAGGAGCUCAAGCGAAGAGAGGAGGAGCUCACCCGACGCGAAGCAUCACUGGGGAUCCAGCGCAACAACUUCCCGUCGUUCUUCCCCCUCAUCCAGCACGACAUCUCCGCGGACAUCCCCGCCCACGUGCAAUACAUGCAAUACCCCGCCUUCGCCUCCUGGCUCGGCAUCAUUCUGUGCCUGGUGUUCAACCUGGUCGCAGUGAUCGUGUCUUGGGUCCUCGGCGCUGUCAGCUCCACCUCCGGCAUGGGUAACUUCUUCCUGGCCAUCAUCUAUGGCGUGCUGGGCAUCCCCCUCUCCUACAUCCUGUGGUACCGCCGCCUCUACAACUCACUCAAGAAGGACAGUGCGCUUGGCUUUGGAAUCUUCUUCCUUGGUUACCUGAUCCAUUGUGGCUUCUGCAUCUUCGCCUCAGUCGCUCCGCCCAUUUUCUUCAGUGGCUUGGCCCUCACCGGAGUGCUCUCCACCAUCUUUGUCUUUGGUAAAUCCGUUACAACUGGGAUCUUCUUCGCUGUUGGUACAGCUCUCUUCAUUGGGGAGUCCUGCCUGUCCAUAUACACCCUCGGGCUUGUGUAUGCUUACUUCCGAGGGGAGGGCAAGAGCAACCAGUUCCGGCGGGAAGCAGCAAUGGCUUCAGCGGGUAUAGGGAACACCAAUGUGUAA
Messenger RNA from Closterium sp. NIES-65, 861 nucleotides. The record is from the annotation of a GenBank genome assembly. NCBI's taxonomy places the organism in Eukaryota, Viridiplantae, Streptophyta, Zygnematophyceae, Desmidiales, Closteriaceae.